This is a messenger RNA of Pollicipes pollicipes, 1425 nucleotides long. Its product is annotated as EF-hand and coiled-coil domain-containing protein 1. The record is from RefSeq and is a predicted model, not a curated record. The transcript is spliced from 5 exons. Lineage: Eukaryota; Metazoa; Arthropoda; Thecostraca; Pollicipedomorpha; Pollicipedidae. The coding region runs from base 1 to 1392 and encodes 463 amino acids.
AUGUGCCAAUACAACAAGGCCAUUCUCUGGCUCCCCAGUAAGGAAGAGUUUGUCAUACAACACGACUUUAACACGGACCUGGAGUGCGUGGGGGUGCUGAGGCAGGAGUUUGACGAGAUCCAGAAGAGCGAACCAACCUCGCUAGAGUGCCCGACUGUAAAGGUCACCCACCUGAUCGACAAUCACGACACCGCGAGGCUCUGCACUGAAGCCGGCCCGAUGCAGCGCGAGCCACGGGAGACGGCGGUCGGAAACCGCGGCCGCGCUCGGGGUGGAGGCGCUGAUGACGUCAGCGUGAGGUCACAGGUGUCGGCGAGAAGCCACGCGAGGCUCAGCGAGCAGUGCGAGGGCGCCGGUGAUGCACUGCGCGAGCUGGUCGAGGACCUGCGCCGCUCGCUAGCUGUCUCGGACGCGCGCAACAUCGGCCUCGAGCUGCGCGCCCAGCAGCAGCUCGAGGAGCCCACCAUGGGCCGCUCAGCUGAGAGCGACGCGCCGUGCGAUGGCCACCGCCCGCUCCCACCUGCCGACGCCGCCGACGCUGCCGAUGCCGCCGACGCCGACUCGCAGCGCGGUGAGGCCAUCGAGGCCGAGACCAAUCGCUCCCUGAGCGAGGCGCAGCGCAACUUUGACGCGCUGAUCCGUGAGCUGCGCGCCAUCAGCGAGCCGCGCGCACCCUACCACCCUGAGCUCUCGCUGGAGGACGAGCUGGAGCGCACGCACGAGGCGUUGCGGCUCACGCAGUCGGACCUGGAGCGCUCGCGCGCGGCCGUGUGCGGCGCGCGCGGCACACUGCGCGGCAAGGAUCGCCAGGUGCUGCUGGCGCGCCAGGACCUGAUGGCCGCCGAGGCGGCCGCCGCCAGGACGCGGGAUGAGGUGAAGCUGCUGCAGAGCGAGCUGCAGGCGAGCCAGCACCAGCUGGAGAUGGAGCGGCUGGCGCACGGGCGCGCCGACCACCAGCUGGACUGGACUCGAGCCCAGCUGGCUGAGCGGCAGACGGCGCUGGAGGAGGGCCGCACCGCGCUGCGCAACCUCCAUCAGUCCAGACGGAAGCUGCUGGUGGAGCUGACCCAGACCCGCCACCUGCUGGUGACCGCUGUGUGUCGUGUCAAGGAGCUGGAGGUCACGGCGGGUCAGGUGCCGGCCCUGGAGAAACGCGUCUACGAGCUAGAGACGUUGCUGAAGCGCAGGUCAGUGCUGGCGCGCCCGCCAACACCAUCACGUCUGACUGUGGAGGGAUUCAGACAGUCCGCCAUGGUCUCGGAGAGCACAGACGACAAAGCCCCUCAGCAGUAUUUGUUUUCUGGAGCGAGUAACCAGGAAGGACUCUUGCGAGCAACGAGAGAUGGUGUUUCUGUCUGGCGAAGGUUUAUAAAUCGUAUGAUGAUUAAUUAGUGUUAUUUUCAUGUGCUGCAAUAUGUCCUUACU